CUCCGGGCGGCGGAUCCUCGCGGCCACCGCGCGCUCCACCGUCGUCGCUGCGCAGAAGGAGAGGCUGCCCGGCGCCACCGCCCGCAGGAGCAGUCCCCUCCCCGCGGGAGCAGCCCCCCAGGGAUGCAGCCGCUCCGUCCGCCGGUGCCCGGGCCUCUGGCUCUGCUGGACGCGACAGAAGGAUUUGAGAGAAGAAAGAAGACAUGCUUGUGGUUUGUGGGGUCUCUGCUGGUGGUGUCCACCUUCAUCCUGACCAUUGGCCUUGCCGCCACCACCAGGACGGAGAAUGUGACCGUGGGGGGCUACUACCCUGGGAUCAUCCUGGGCUUCGGAGCUUUCUUGGGAAUCAUUGGCAUCAACCUGGUGGAGAACAGAAGGCAGAUGCUGGUGGCAGCCAUCGUGUUCAUCAGCUUCGGGGUGGUGGCCGCCUUCUGCUGCGCCAUUGUGGACGGCGUAUUUGCUGCUCAGCACAUUGAACCCAGGCCCCUCGCGGCGGGAAGGUGUCAGUUUUACUCCAGCGGAGUCGGAUACCUGCACGACGUCUACCAGACGGAGGUCACCUGUCACUCCCUGAGCGGAAGGUGUCAGCUGAGGGUUAGAAGCAACACCUGCUACUGCUGUGACCUCUACAGCUGUGAGAGCACUGAGCACCCUCCCCUCUACUACGAGUUCGUGGGCGUGAGCAGCUGCCGGGACGUGCUCCACCUGUACCGGCUGCUCUGGGCCUCGGCGGCACUCAACGUCCUGGGCCUGUUCCUGGGCAUCGUCACUGCGGCCGUCCUGGGGGCCUUCAAGGACGUGGUCCCUCUGUCCCAGCGGGCCUAUGGCCCACCCGCACCGCCCCAGAUGCUCUACAACCCCACCCAGCAGGUCCUGGCCUACUCCGGCUUCUGCCCUGCGCCUGCAGCCCUCCCCACCUGCUCAUCCUUCCCGCUGCCUCUCCAGCCCUCCAGCGGCCUCCCGGCCUUGCCCAGCGCUGACCUCUCUGUGUCUGAGGACACACAGCCUCCGUCUCAGUCCAGCUCCGGCUGUGGGGGCCCCCCCAGCAUGCCCCCUGUCUAUGCUGCCACCCACGUCCUCCUGGGGGAGAAGCCGCCCCCUUAUGCACCCUGACCAGAGCCGGAGAUUGAGCAAAGUCUCCUUGGGGUUGUUAGAAAACAAAGCUGUGUCUGCAAGCCCUGCUUCCAUGGCCCAGCCUCCUGGACACGGCAGAACACCUUCCAGAGUCUGAGCCCCUUCCCUCCCGGGGUGCAUCACAGGGGCACAGAGCCCCGGGGGCCGUGGGCAGCACCUCCAGGUCAGCUGCACACCAAACUGCCGGGUCCCCAUGAGGGCCCCUCGCUCGCUGACAAAGCAGCUUCACACCCUCCUGUCAUCCUCACUAGUCAUUGCGUCAUUUUGCGAAGGGCACGUGGCCCCGUGCUGUGAGAGCAGGGGCUCUUGGAGGGGACAUGCUGUGGCUGUGUCUAUUGGUCGUGUCCCCGGGGACACGUCUGCUCCAGUGACCGGACUCCUAGAUUCACACAUAAACGCUGUUUCCAAAGCCUGCAAGUGCCUGGGGUCCGUGCUCCUUUCCAAACGCCGACCCACUGAGGGGACGUCUGCUCCCUGUGGUUGCCUGUUUCCUGUGUGAGGCACCUGUCUUCUGUGGAGUGUUUUGGGGGAGCCCGGCCUGCUCUGUGGGGCACCCCGAAUGGGCUUCCCCCAGCAGCUGUGCCCAGUACAGACCUGAAGCUACUACCCCAGACCCCCGGGCACCUGCCCACUGCCAGACACACCUGAGGGAGCAGGUGAGCACGGCUCUGCACAGUCAAGUCCU
Molecule: messenger RNA, 1819 nt
Organism: Camelus dromedarius (Arabian camel)
Lineage: Eukaryota; Metazoa; Chordata; Mammalia; Artiodactyla; Camelidae
Gene: TMEM255B
Product: transmembrane protein 255B
Exons: 9
Coding region: 124-1113 (329 amino acids)
Source: RefSeq, a predicted model, not a curated record